UCCGGCGCCCGAGUGCCCGGCGUCCUGGGCGCCCGCCAGCGGGUCGGGAGUCCCGCGGCUGACCUCAUCCCUGACUCCCAGCAAGGCCCUUCUGCCACUGUAUUCCCCGAAGCCUCACUUUCCACAUCUGUCUUAUUAAAAAAGUAAUUUCCUGGAUAUUAAUUUGAGGACUAAAGGAAAAGGGUUAGGAAAGCUCUUUCCAAGUUGUGUUCAGCUAUUAUUGCAACACCUUUAAAACAGUCGUUUUUGUCUUCUGCCUGAACCUCGCUGGGAGUUUUUACUGUUUGUCAAAAUCUGGCGGAAUGAAGACACCCAGGACCAGCCCAGCCCCUCUCGUGCCGCGGGCGGCCACGGCCCUGCUCCAGCCGCCUCACUGCACCCCGCGCCCCGAUUCGCCCAAGAAACGGUGGCCCGGCGCCCGCUCUGCCCGGCGCCCGUGGGCGGCGUUGCGGGUGGGAAGGAGCGGGGCGAUGGCCGAUGCUGGAGGAUGGCUGAAGAAGAUGCAGAGCAGCCUAAAGCUGGUGGACUGCAUCGUGGAGGUCCAUGAUGCCCGGAUCCCACUUUCAGGCCGCAACCCUCUGUUCCGGGAGACCCUGGGGAUUAAGCCGCACUUGCUCGUGCUCAACAAGAUGGACCUGGCGGACCUGAGCCAGCGGCAGAAAAUUCUACAGCACUUAGAAAGAGAAGGCCUAAAAAAUGUCAUUUUUACCAACUGUGUAAAAGAUGAAAAUGUCAAGCAGGUCAUCCCAGCCGUCACAGAAUUGGUCAGGAGCAGCUGCCGCUAUCACCGAGGAGAGAAUGUGGAGCACUGCAUCAUGGUCAUCGGGGUCCCCAACGUGGGCAAGUCCUCACUCAUCAACUCGCUCAGGAGACAACACCUCAGGAAAGGAAAAGCCACCAGGGUGGGUGGCGAGCCUGGGAUCACGAGAGCUGUGAUGUCCAGAGUUCAGGUGUCUGAGCGGCCGCUGGUGUUCCUGCUGGACACCCCUGGGGUGCUGCCCCCCCGGAUCGAAAGCGUGGAGACGGGCCUGAAGCUGGCCCUGUGUGGGGACAGGCCUGGGGCUGAGACGGUGCCCUCACCAUCGGCUGCCCGCUUCCAGGGACUGUGCUGGACCACCUGGUGGGAGCGGAGAGCCUGGCUGACUACCUUCUCUACACCCUCAACAGGCAGCGGCUCUUUGGGUGAGUUUGGGUGCGGGUGGCGGCCCCUAAAUGAAGAGCAGGAUGUCACAGACGACAGUGACAGCACUUGUCACUUAGCGUGUAGGUGGACACGUGACACACGGGCACAUCUGUGAAGCCCAUACGGUCCCGAAAGCCCCAGAUUUCUUGUGCUGCUUUGUAGCCCCCGCUACUCCUUCCUGCCCACCUCGCACCCCGACAACCACCUGCCUUCUGUCCUCCGCUAGAACUCCUAGGAGUGGGGUCACCGCGUGUCCUCGCUCAGCACUGCAGUUUCAGACUCCCGUGUUGUCGCAUGUCGGUCGGUCAUGCCUGGUCAUGGCCAGGCAGCAUGGAGUUGUGGGUUCCUCACAGGUGUCCUCUGUCACAUCAAGGCCAUCCGCCUCGCUAGAGGCUCAUCAGGUUUUAGCUUUCCCCUAAAGAACCGGCUUUGGGUUCGCCGACUCUGUUCUGUUUUUUAUUUCAUGGGUUGCUGUUUAUUGUGUCCUGCCUUCUCCUUUGCUGGCGCUCUGUUUUCACGUCAUUGUUGCAAGAAGGGCACUGAAAUUUCUACCUGUAACUCGUUUGUUUCCCUCACAGUUCUGUCAGUUUUUGCUUCGUGUGUUUCGAAGCUCCGUUGUUAGGGACAGACACAGCCACGUGGUGACGUCCUUGAGACGAUGAGGUGCCCCCGUCACUGGGUGUGACCUUCUAGCCUUCAGAAUGCUCUGUGUUCUGAUCUCUGCUUGUCCGACCGCAACGUAGCCGCUCUAGCUUUGCUCAGAGUGAAUGUGGCAGGCCUCUGUCUUUGCACUUCUUGCUGUUAAACCCCUUGUGUCUCUCUCACCCUGUCUGUGUCUCCGUCUGUCUCUCUCUUUGGCCAUUUUUUAGAUUGAUUAGACACUUUUUAUGAUUCCACCUUGUCCCCUUUAUUAGUUUAUUAGCUGUAACUUUGGGAGGAGGAGCCUUGUGCUUUUCAGACCCUCGUUAAGGGACAUUAUAACACGUUGCAUCUAGUGUAAGCGCCUCACGAGAGUGCAGAGUCAGUUUUCAUCCUGAGCUUUGGGCCGUUGUUGUCAUGUGUCUUUUGCAUAUUUUACAAACCCCAGAUACACUGUCGCUGUUUUUGUCUAUACAGAGAUUUAAAGUAUAAGAAAUAAAUUAGCUGUUUGCCCAUCCGGUGGUUUUCCUGGUGUUUACAUCUGGUGGUGUUUUGCUCUGUCUGAGGAUUUCCUCUAACAGUGAUUGGAAUGCAGGUGACGAAAGCUUUCUGAUUUUGGUGGUUGGGUUGUCUUUGUCCCUUUCUGGUUUUUGCCCUGUGCGUGGUAAUAGAGGGACAGAUUUCUCAGUCCCGGACAGGACAGGUGCUGCCCGCCCUCUGCACAGCGCUCCGAUCGUCUGUUCUGUGGAGAAUGUUCCUCCUGCUGCAGCUAAGAUUUCCUCUUGAUCACACUUCUCAGCGGUUAUGACGCUGGGUCCUGCUGCGUUUUUGUCAUGUUUCUUGUGUUUACAUUGCGUUGAGUUCUUGGAUCUGUCUGUGGCUUUGUAGUUUUCAUCAGGUAUGCAUAAUUUCCAACCAUUAUUUUUUCCUGAGUGUUUCUGCCUCCUCUCUUGUUGCCUCGGGACUGCGGUUCCCGCGUGCUGGCAGCGGUGCUGGGUCCUCUGUGGGGUCGGCCUUCGUGGCGGCAGCCCCUCCGGUGCGUCCAGUAUUCACCUCUGCAAGUCCGGAGUGGGUCAUUUUACAUCUUCAUGUCUCCACUGUGUAGCCACGUGGAAUGUGGUCAAAAUAACCAGUCUAAGAUCUUUGUCUGCUGGUCCUGACGGCUGGGCAGCCUGAUGGACCUGUCUUCCUGCUGUGCGUGCCAAGAACUUCUGCUUGGAUGGUAGCUGUUUUGAAUGUUACCUUUUUGGGUGACAGGUGUCCGUGUAUUCUUGUAAAACUCCCUGUACUUUGUUCUGGGACACUUGUUUGGAAGCAGUGUGGUCCUUUCAGGCCCAUGGGUCCAGAGUGGUGCCCCCACUGAGGCAGGCCUGUCCCCGCCACAGCACCCAUGGGUCACGGGUCCCCAUCUGUCCUUGGCUCUGAGUCAACGCUGGCUACUGUCCCCCUGCCCUCCAGCAUGGGGAGCGUCCUUUCUCUGUGUGCGAGUUCCUCCGCUGAAUGUUUUGGGCGGCUUUCUGCAGACUUCUGGAUUCUCUUUCUGGCUGUGACCUUUAGCUGCCUUGGUCUCCCAACACGUCUUGUCCUCAGGCCCUGUGGGGUCUCAUGGUGCCAAACUGGGCCGUUGAGGGCCUGCUUACAUUCUUUGUGGGCUGAUGUCUGGUGGCUCAAAAACCAUUGUUUUGUGUGUUUGUGGCAGUUUCAGAUGGGGUCAUUCCAGUCCCUGUGACUCUAUUUGCGUGGAAGGGGAUUUCAAAUGUAAUUUUUUUGCUUUUUUUCCAUUGAAGGCAGUUUGGACCAUUGUAGUUCUGCCACGUUUCUGGAAAACGUCACAGCUGAGCUCCUGCAGGUGGCAGGUCUCAGGUGUGUGUGUGGGGCCCUCCCCGGGCCUGUUGUCUCCUGGGACAGGUUCUUGCAAUUGUUGGGACAGAGAGGCCGUGGGGCUGCUGCUCUCCAAAGCUUGAUUUAGGAGCUGCAUUUCAUAGGAUCCAGUUGGCGGAGUCUGGGCCCGUGUCCUCGUUGGCUGGAUGCGUCCAGUCCGAGCAGCCGGCUUCCUCCCGGCUGAGCCUCACCCUCUGUGGCCACCAGGCUGGUCCCACCACUCCCUCUGCUCAUUGGGGUUCCGGGAGAAGCAACCAACUUGCUGUGUUGCCCAGUGGGGUGCUGUCAGUCCAGGUGUCUCGCGGCUCCUGGGGUUCUGUCCGUGGGGGUGUUUGUCCCCUUCAGCCACCGUGGCAGCUGUGCCUUGCCUGGCCCUGUGCUGCCUUUCCCGUCAGUCCCAGAUCCCAUGUCGUGUGGGGCGGGGCGUCCGUGAGAGUCGCCGGGCACUCCUUGUGUGGUGGGCACCGAGCCAGCCAUGUACUGUGGGCUACAGGACACGCUGGUCAGACCAACCAGUCCAUUCUCCAGGCGGCUGGAGAGACGCAGGGGACCCCAGCUGGACUGACCUGUGUGUCUGCUCGCAGCCCUGAGCGUGUCUGACAGUGGCCGACGUGCUGGCCUCGGGCCCCAGGCCCCGCUGCCAAGUGGUGGGAUGGGCGACGCCCAUGAACAGCAGCUGUUUUGCAGCCAAGGGCACCAGUGAGGAGCUGGCCUUAGGGUGGUGGGACAGGUGUCAGCAACUCUGGUGGGCCCUCAGGAGGCUCAGGCCCCCACCCACACCACGGCCACUCACACCUCUGAGGGGUCACUGUGGAGCUGGGAGUGACCACGCAGGCUGGCUUUUGCUCCCUCCGGCUGACGGUGGCUCGUGCAGGUACGUGCAGCACUACGGCCUGGAUGGGGCCUGUGAUGACGUGGUGACCGUGCUGAAGCGCGUGGCCGUGCGACUGGGCAAGGCACAGAAGGUC
Molecule: messenger RNA, 4671 nt
Organism: Hipposideros armiger (great roundleaf bat)
Lineage: Eukaryota; Metazoa; Chordata; Mammalia; Chiroptera; Hipposideridae
Gene: MTG1
Product: mitochondrial ribosome associated GTPase 1
Exons: 9
Coding region: 303-1298 (331 amino acids)
Biological process (GO): mitochondrial translation
Cellular component (GO): mitochondrion
Molecular function (GO): GTP binding; GTPase activity
Source: RefSeq, a predicted model, not a curated record